CGGUCAUUUCUAACCAUCUUCGAACCAGUACUCCAGCUGUAUCAGACAGAGCAAGAUCGUCAAAAUGUUCAAAUACCUGCUUCUGGUUGCGGUUCUUCCCGUUGUAAUGCUGCAGAAUGCCGACAAUAUUGACUUCUCCGGCUGGAAUGUGGUACCCGUUCGCCCGUGCGGUGGUGUUCGACCUCUUCCCAGCAUUGUUCGUAUCGAGAACUGCCCUUCGAUGCCCUGUGAGAUGGUCCGCGGAACCGACGUCAAUAUGGCCAUGGAUUUCACUGCUGUUCAGGACGUAACCACGCUUCGCACGCAGGUGUUGGCCACCGCGCUGGGUAUCACCGCACCUUACGAGCUUCCGGCAGACCGUGCUGCCGCCUGCAACUGGCUGGUCCAGUCUCGCUGCCCGCUGUCGCCCGGCGAAGACCUGAUCUACCACCUGAGCAUGCCGAUCACUGCCAUCUAUCCGUUGGUUAGUGUUACCAUCGAAAUUGACGUCGUGGAUCAGUCCGGCCAGUCUCAUGGAUGUUUCGUUGUCGAUACCCGAGUGGUGGCUAACUAAGGCAUUUUGGGUAGGAUUCACACCGUUUGUUUGAAGGUCUCAAAAUUUCGCUUAGACCUUAGGUGAGUGACUACUGGUUUGGCGCACAUCGAAUGUUAAGAGGGUUGAUUUUUGAUAUAUUUUUCCAUUACUGUUCGGAAAGUUUUUAACGAAACUGUGAUUUUUAACAAAAUUUAUCUCCUAUGUAGUUUGAUAACUUUUGCAAUAAAAUUCUAUGAAUUCUAUGAAA
Topomyia yanbarensis is the source of this 782-nucleotide messenger RNA. Its product is annotated as NPC intracellular cholesterol transporter 2 homolog a-like. NCBI's taxonomy places the organism in Eukaryota, Metazoa, Arthropoda, Insecta, Diptera, Culicidae. The transcript has 2 exons. Bases 65 to 553 code for a protein of 162 amino acids. The record is from RefSeq and is a predicted model, not a curated record. Gene Ontology annotation, molecular function: sterol binding. Gene Ontology annotation, biological process: intracellular cholesterol transport.